This is a messenger RNA of Loxodonta africana (African savanna elephant), 3759 nucleotides long. It is a transcript of the gene DCSTAMP, whose product is annotated as dendrocyte expressed seven transmembrane protein. The record is from RefSeq and is a predicted model, not a curated record. The transcript has 3 exons. NCBI's taxonomy places the organism in Eukaryota, Metazoa, Chordata, Mammalia, Proboscidea, Elephantidae. Bases 996 to 2384 code for a protein of 462 amino acids. Gene Ontology annotation, cellular component: endoplasmic reticulum membrane; cell surface.
GUAUCUGUGAUCAGCUUGGUGGGUUGGCUGGGGGCUGGCUGGUCUAGGAUGGCCUCUCUCGCAUGUCUGGCAGUUGGCUGCCUGUUGGCUGAGUUAAUAGAGUUGACUGGUCAUGUGCCUGUCAUCGUCCAACAGUUUUAACUCUGUGUGGUAGGUGGAAUAAUAGCCCUCCAAAGAUGCCUGUAUCCUAAUUCUUGGAACCUGUGAAUAUGUUAAUUUACGUGGUAAAAGGGACUUUACAGAUAUGAUUUAAAUUAUGGAUAUUGAGAUGGGGACAUUAUCCUGGAUUAUUGAGUAGCCCCUAUGUAAUCACGAGGGCCCUUAUAAGAGGGAGGCUGGAGGAUUAGGCUUGUGGAGAGAUGUAAGGAUGAAAGUAGAGGUCAGGUAGGAGAGAAGAUGCUAAGUUGUUGGCUUUGGAGAUGGAAGGGGGUCAUGAGCCAAGGAAUGUAUGCAGCCUCUAGAAGCUGGAAAAGGCAAGGAAGUGGGUUCUGUCCCAGAGCCUCCAAAAGGAAUGCAGCCCUGCAGAUCUAUUUUAAGACUUCUGACCCUCAAAACUGUAAGAGAAUAACAUAGGUGUUUCUUUGAGCCACUAAAUUAGUGGUGAUUUGUUGCAGCAGUCCUUGGAAACUAAUACAUCUGGACUUGUUAGCAUGGUGGUAGGGUUCCAAGAGAGCAAGCAGAAGAGAGUCAUAAGCUCAGGAUUGGCAUGCUAUCACUUCUACCACAUUCUGUUGACUAAAGACAUCACAAGACCAGCCCACAUUCAAGAGGUGGAGAAAUAAACCUCACCUCUUGAUGGAGUCUAUUUCUCCCUCCUCUUGAUGGAAGAAGCUGUAAAGUCAUGUUGCAAGAAGUGUGGGUACGGGGAUAGGUAAAGAAUUGUGGACACUUGUUUGCAAUUUGACUACCACAGUGCCAUUAACAACAAUGGUAGAGGACUUUCAAAAACAACUUCUGACCUUGGUUUCUUUUUAAUUUCCAGGGACACAGGGAGCAUGGGUGUCUGGACAUUAGGCACCAAUAUCUUCCUAAGUCUAUGGGAGAUCUACUUGUCUCCAAGGAGCCCUGGAUGGAUGAACCUCAUUCAGCACUUGGGAGUUUGCUGUUUUGUUGCUUUCAUUUCAGCGAUCUUCCUCUCUGUGGCCUUCUACUGGCUUUUGUCUUCGUUCAUGGUGUUCGCCACCUCCUGGAUUACCAUGUGUGUCCUGCUCUGUUGCUUCAAGCAUGCACGAUGCUUCAUUCUUCUCUUCUUUCUCUCUUGUGGCCUGCGUGAAGGCAGGAAUGCUUUAAUUGCAGCCGGCACAGGGAUAGUGAUAUUUGGGCAUGUGGAAAAUAUUUUUCACAACUUUAAAGGUCUCCUAGACAGUAUGACUUGCAACCUAAGGGCAAAGAGCUUUUCCAUACAUUACCCACUUUUGAAAAGAUAUGUUGAAGCAAUUCGGUGGAUUUAUGGCCUUACCCCUUCAUUAAAUCUGUUUGAAAACCUUGUUUCUUGGAAGCACACUCUGGUGGUCUUGCUUUCCAGUCCCAGUGAAGCAGUGAAGGCGCAGCUAAAUGACUCCAGAGGCGAAGUCCUGAGUGUGAUGCAUCACAUGGUGACCACAGCAGAGGUGCUGUCUUCCCUCGGUCAGAGGUUGUUUGCCAUCGCGGGGCUCGUGUUGGUCAUACUAGGCACUGGCCUCUUCAUGAAGCGGUUCUUGGGCCCUCAUGGUUCGAAGUUUGAGAACAUCUACAUCACCAGACGAUUUGUUCGGUUUGACGAAAGGGAGAGGCUCCAACAGAGGCCCUGUGUCCUCCCUCUGAGUAAGAAGGAACAGAAGACGUAUGUUGUCAUCCCAUCCUUCUGUCUGACUUCUAAGGAAAGGAAAGACCUAGGGCUGUUUUUCCUCCCCAUACUUACCCAUCUUUACAUCUGGCUGCUGUUCGCAGCCGUCGAUUAUCUGCUGUAUCGGCUCAUUUUCUCCUUGAGCAAACACUUCCAAAGCCUGCCGGAACUUGAGGUUCACUUGAAACUGCACACAGAGGAGCAAAGGGUUAUCAAUGAUUCUUCCUUUCACGUAUCUCUGUUUGAAUCCAGUUGCAUCCCUAAACCAAAGCUCCUUCUGUCUAAGACCUGGGUUCCUCUCAUCAUUAUUCUUGUGAUACUGGUUGUGCUGGGACUGUUGUCUUCCACCCUGAUGCAAAUUAAAAUCCUGGUGUCAACAUCCUUCUACCCAAGUGUGGAGAAGGAGCGCAUCCAAUACCUACAUGCAAAGUUACUGAAGAAAAGAUCAGAGCAGCUACCAGGAGAAGUCAAAACGAAGCUGAGUCUGUAUCUAACAAAGAUUCACUUCUGGCUUCCAGUCCUGAAAAUGAUGAAGAAGAAACAAAUGAACAUCCCCUGAGAGACCCCAAGUAGUUCCUCAGCCACAGUACACCAGCAAUUCUCCUCAGGUUUAUUGAUAGUGGUCACUAUUCAUGUCGAACAAUAGAGAAUGAUGUUACAUGUCUGCAUCAGGGGUGGGAGUUUGCAAUACCAUCUUGCAUCACUUGGCUAUGCCUCUCCAUGAGGCCAAGGGGCUCCCAGGUAACGGUUAUGUAGUUUGUCAUCCAAACAAGAUAUAUCAUCUGGACCAUAUCACAGAGCAACAAGACAAGAACUGGACCCCUUGGUAACGAGUCUCAGCACAGAAUAACAUUUAAAGAGGAAAAAAGUUGAAAACCAUUCAAAUCUCUACUGCAGUCUUACACGCAAAUGCAGAGGGGGCACAUAAAUGUGUAAUGCCAGCAAAAAACCCAUUGCUGUUGAGUUGAUUCUGACUCAUAGUGACCCUAUAACAAAUCUUUAAACUCUUCAGGCCCUGCUCUGCUGUCAGUUUUAAAAAUGAAGAAAUGAACCUGCUUGACCAGUGGUUCCAAACCUGCACACAAGUCAUAAUUCCCUGGGGAGUUCUAAAGAUUCCUAGUGCCUGGUCUUACCCUCAGAGACUCUGACUUAGCUGUUCUGAGGUGGGACAUGGGCAUUGGCAUUGUUGAAAGCUCCCUGGGGGAUUGUAAAGAGCAGCUAGGAUUGAGAACCACUAUUUCAGAGACUUACAGAAUUGCAGGUCUCUCAGUUCAGGUCUCCAAUGGUGAAAUUUCUCUAACAGAAGGAACCUAUAUUAGAAAUGGGUCUGAAUCAGCAUUUUCCCAAAGUGUGUUCCUCAGACCACUAGUCCCUUUCGAUAUUCCAUAGAGAGUUACGUGGUGAACAUCGGGUAGUAAAUUCUCACCAGCAGCCUUCCAACCUUGAAGAUUCACAAAGCACCUUGGCAUAAUUCAAAAACUAGGAGAAUUCCUGUAAUAAAGAAACCUCUUUAAACCGAGUUUCACCCAGAAUUUUCCAAAAUUCUUAAAACCACAGAACAAGUCUACCUGUAAUAACUACCAACAGUAUGUAGGACUGGUUCUACAGCUUGUACUCUGGUAAAUGCUUAUAUAAUUGGCAUGAAUUUCAACCAGAAAAGGAUUUGAGAAGGUGACGAAGUAUUUGUAAUUUUGGCUUAUUUAAAUAUUCUGAUGACCUUACACUGUGUUCUUUUUUCUAAACAAAUGUAUUUGUUAAUAAACUGACAUAAUAUGUGAAUUUUUUUUAGUUAUUUUGCACUUAUUUCUCUUACAGAGAAGAGAUUUCCCCCACAUUAAGAAAGGCAAAGAAUCAACUGCUCAAUUUUCAGAGGAAACUGGAUGCUUUUGAUCUUUUACAUUUCAUUAAUUAAUUUAUCUGUCUAACUGACAGCA